AUGUCGCAAGAAAUCACUCUUAAGGUUGUUGUAAUAGGAGAUAGUAGCGUCGGCAAAACUUGUAUAUCUCUUAGAUAUUUGACGGGAGAAUUUUCGUCUCAGACAACUCCAACAAUCGCUGCCGGAUUUUGCAAUGCAAAAGUCAAAGUUGGAAAAAAUAAUAUCAAUCUUCUAAUUUGGGAUACAGCUGGACAAGAAUCGUACAGAUCAUUAACUUCUCAAUAUUAUCGUGAAACAAAAAUCGCACUCAUUGUGUUUGAUUUGACUUCACCUCAAAGUUUAGAGUCAGUUACAGAUUGGCAUGAGAGAGUUUGCGAAGUCAAUGAAGGCAAAGUUAUCACAGUUCUCAUCGGAAAUAAAUACGAUUUACCUAACCGUAGAAUAUCUCAAGAACAAGGUGAAAAAAUGGCAGAAUCUAUUGGUGCAAUCUAUCGUGAAACAUCUGCUGUUACUGGAAAGGGAAUUAAAGAAGUUUUCGAAGAUGCUUGUGAAGAAUAUCUCCGAAAUAAUCCGGUUUAUGGUGGACUUAAAUCAAAACAACAUCAACAGACAGUUUUGAAGCCAAAUGCCGAAAAAUCAGGUUGCUGUUAA
Trichomonas vaginalis G3 is the source of this 591-nucleotide messenger RNA. RefSeq names its product GTPase protein. NCBI's taxonomy places the organism in Eukaryota, Parabasalia, Trichomonadida, Trichomonadidae. The transcript has a single exon. Gene Ontology annotation, molecular function: GTP binding; GTPase activity. The record is from RefSeq and is a predicted model, not a curated record. The coding region runs from base 1 to 591 and encodes 196 amino acids.